AUGUGUUUAAAGGGCUGCACUGCCAACAACAGGUUAAAAUUAUUAAUGCCGUGGUUUCCAAGGAAUCGCAGUGACAGAACUGCUGGAGGUGCAUGAGGAGGAGGGAAGGCACGGCUGUAGAGCAGGACUUAGAAGAAACAGACAAAACUGCUGUGCUGCAUUUUUUAUAGUUAAAAUGUGAUGCUGAAGAUACUGUUGGGCUGUAGGAAAGGCUAAAAAAUAUGUGCUGCUAGUGCCUGAGAAAAUAACUACAGGCUUGGGGUCAGUAAGGGGCAUUGUGAAUUGUAGUACAGGAGAAGGAUGACUGGUGUACUAACAUGGAAUAAACAGGUAAGGGUGCUGUGAUGGUCAGUUCAUACGGGUCUCUCUUGUUCUUUAGGUUAAGCAGAUUGAAAAACGAGACUCUGUUUUAACAUCAAAAAACCAAAUUGACCGGCUGACCCGACCUGGAUCUUCAUAUUUCAACUUGAACCCUUUUGAGGUGUUGCAGAUGGAUCCUGAAGCCACAGAUGAAGAGAUAAAGAAAAGAUUCCGACAGUUGUCAAUAUUGGUGCACCCAGACAAAAACCAAGAUGAUGCAGAUAGAGCCCAGAAGGCAUUUGAAGCUGUAGAUAAAGCUUACAAGCUGCUGCUAGAUCAGGAACAGAAGAAGAGAGCCUUGGAUGUGAUACAGGCAGGAAAAGAAUAUGUGGAACACACUGUGAAAGAAAAAAAGAAGCAGCUGAAGAAGGAUGGAAAACCUCCCACUGUAGAGGAGGAUGAUCCUGAAGUUUUCAAACAAGCUGUAUACAAACAGACAAUGAAGCUCUUUGCUGAACUGGAAAUUAAGCGGAAAGAAAGAGAAGCAAAAGAAAUGCAUGAAAGGAAGCGGCAGAGGGAAGAGGAAAUUGAAGCACAAGAAAAAGCUAAACGAGAACGAGAGUGGCAGAAGAACUUUGAGGAAAGUCGGGAUGGUCGUGUAGACAGCUGGAGAAAUUUCCAGGCAAAUACAAAGGGGAAGAAAGAAAAGAAAAACAGGACCUUCCUGAGACCUCCCAAAGUAAAAAUGGAGCAGCGUGAAUGAUCCUGGAAGCACUGCCCAAGUGCAGCUCCUCAGUCCCUUCUCUGCUUUUAAGGACUCAUUGGCACCUAGAGUAAGAUUUGCUUUUUAGUAGACUGUUUGUUUCCAGUACAGUUAAUUAUCAGUCAAAGUAUUUUUUGUACUCUGUCUGUUUGACAUAGGGCCAGAGAAUGACUCUGGCCAGGGCCUCACUCCACAUAGAGCACUUGGCUUAGGAGAGUCCCUGCCCACCCUGCUGUCCCGUGUGUCUGCUGCCCUGUAACUCGGUGUUUUGUACUUCAAAGAGACUGUGCUGUUUCACCACUUCUGUUUCUAGUUUGAGAGUUGAACAAAAUAUUGGAAAUGCAUCCAAACCCUUCCAGGCACCAUCUUUCUCAGCAAGUUCAGCUUGGGAAAGAUCUGGGCUGACUCUGGGAGUAUGCUUCCAGCACUGUGCAGUGCAGCUGGCCUGCAGUUAAGUCCUGCAGCUCCUCACUGCAUUGAGUGGUGCUUGGAAAGAACCUACCCCAAGAUCUGAUUUCCAGACUAAAAUCCCAGCUCUCAGGCUUAGACUUCUGUUAAUCUCAGACCAGCUGGUCACUUCCUAUAAAGGAAAAUAACUACUCUUGAUUAAUAGUUAAGCUGCAAUGGUCUGUAUGUAAAAUAAAUUUUUACCC
Ficedula albicollis (Collared flycatcher) is the source of this 1716-nucleotide messenger RNA. RefSeq names its product DnaJ heat shock protein family (Hsp40) member C8 (gene DNAJC8). The transcript has 8 exons. The record is from RefSeq and is a predicted model, not a curated record. Gene Ontology annotation, cellular component: nucleus. The coding region runs from base 491 to 1063 and encodes 190 amino acids. Lineage: Eukaryota; Metazoa; Chordata; Aves; Passeriformes; Muscicapidae.